This is a messenger RNA of Cynocephalus volans (Philippine flying lemur), 3623 nucleotides long. RefSeq names its product progestin and adipoQ receptor family member 3 (gene PAQR3). Gene Ontology annotation, cellular component: membrane. NCBI's taxonomy places the organism in Eukaryota, Metazoa, Chordata, Mammalia, Dermoptera, Cynocephalidae. Gene Ontology annotation, molecular function: signaling receptor activity. The record is from RefSeq and is a predicted model, not a curated record. The transcript has 6 exons. Bases 143 to 1078 code for a protein of 311 amino acids.
CCGGGCCUGGCAGCGGUGGGCUCGUAGGACCUAGUGCCGUGUCUGCCGGCUCCGGGGUGGGGGCUCCAGCGGCGAAGCCCCCUCCCCGGGGAGGCGGGGCCUGGGCGAGCUUCCGAGGUGGGAGCGGCGGCGGCCGGGAACGAUGCAUCAGAAGCUGCUGAAGAGCGCGCAUUACAUCGAGCUGGGCAGCUACCAGUACUGGCCGGUGCUGGUGCCCCGCGGCAUCCGCCUCUACACCUACGAGCAGAUCCCGGUGUCCCUCAAGGACAACCCGUACAUCACCGACGGCUACCGGGCCUACCUGCCCUCCAGGCUGUGUAUCAAAAGUUUGUUUAUUUUAUCCAAUGAGACGGUAAACAUCUGGAGUCAUUUGCUAGGUUUCUUUCUCUUCUUCACCCUGGGAAUAUAUGACAUGACAUCUGUGUUACCUUCGGCAAGUGCGUCCAGAGAAGAUUUUGUAAUUUGUUCUAUUUGUCUUUUCUGCUUCCAGGUCUGUAUGCUUUGCUCUGUGGGCUAUCAUCUUUUUUCCUGCCAUCGGUCAGAAAAAACCUGUCGAAGAUGGAUGGCAUUAGAUUAUGCAGGAAUUUCUAUUGGAAUACUGGGGUGUUAUGUCUCGGGGGUAUUUUAUGCAUUUUAUUGUAAUAAUUAUUGGCGUCAAGUGUACUUGAUCACAGUGCUUGCUAUGAUCCUGGCAGUGUUCUUUGCUCAGAUUCAUCCCAAUUACCUCACACAGCAAUGGCAGAGGCUCCGUUCUAUCAUCUUUUGUUCUGUUUCGGGAUAUGGAGUAAUCCCUACUCUUCACUGGAUUUGGCUCAACGGAGGAAUUGGUGCUCCUAUUGUACAGGACUUUGCACCCCGUGUAAUUGUGAUGUAUAUGAUUGCUCUUCUUGCUUUCCUAUUCUACAUUUCCAAAGUUCCAGAACGGUACUUUCCAGGACAACUAAACUACCUCGGAUCAAGCCACCAAAUAUGGCAUAUCCUUGCAGUAGUGAUGUUAUAUUGGUGGCAUCAGUCAACAGUGUAUGUCAUGCAGUACAGACAUAGCAAGCCUUGUGCUGAUUAUGUUUCACAUUUGUGAAUUCAGGUAUGGCCACCUGGUGAAUCAGUUGUUAAGCAAUAUAUAAUGGGGACUUGUAUACCCCACUAUUUCUAAGGUUCCCAUUAGUUUUUCCUUUUUCCUGUUGUUUAAUAUAUCAUGAGUAAUGCUUUAUAAAAAUAGAAAAAAUAUACUUGAGGAUUUGUAGUAAUUGCUUUACAGACCCUUAAAACUACUAAUUUGCUGCUUGUACAGGAAGUGAAAAUUAGUUGGCAAUCAUAAGAAACAUCUGAAUAACAAUGAAUGUGAAACUAGUGUAGAAAUAGGAUUCACUUUUCUUAACACCAGCUUAAUUUCCUUAGGAAGGGCUUAUCUCCAUUAAAAAAUGGAGUCAUCUUGUGUGAUUACUUUAAUAGAAGAUAUAUUCAGUAAAUUAUCCAGUUUAAGUGCCUAAUCAAAGCGAGGAUUGUUACAGCCUAAGCUUUAAUACAAGCUAGAAUAGUGAUUUUAAAUAAUCAUUAACCUUUAAAUACAUGGUUUGUGGGAAACUGGCACUUAAGAUAUUUCCUUCAGCUAUAGGUUCUUCUCUCUAGGAACACUGGAAUUUUUAGUUUGCCAGAGCAAACACUUUAAACUUCCUCUCCUUUAAGUUGAGAGAGGUGUUGAGAAGAGGAACAGAACUUGCAUUGUCAUUUUCUAUCAGAUAAGAAUCACGUUAGAAACAUAUUCCAUGAUUAGGCAACGAGUUCUGUGGUAUAAUAACCAAGUCAUUAACCACCCGAGCCUUUUAAUUCCAUAUAAUAAAUUCUUGUGAGUGGAAUGCAUUAGAUUUUUGAUCGCAAAAUCUCAGAAGAGCUUUCACCUCUGUGAAUUUGCAGUCCUAAAUUUCCUGACAGAGGUUGCCAACUUUAUGGGUGCUACUGUCGAGGCCAUAGAAUCUAGAUGGCCCUGUCUUGACCCUGAAAUGAAGCUGAACCUUAAUAAGCCUUAGAACAAAGUCAUGCAAAUGCCCCGUUUGAUGAUGUGGCUGUUCACCUGUGCUCUAGUCCUCUGUUUAUGCAUGUGUUAGCAUUGCAUUGAUAACUGAAAGUAUUGAUAAAUGCUAUCUAAUAUUUGGACCUGAAGCAUUAAACUUGCUCUUUAUUGUAUAUACUUAAAAAACAGAUCUCAUUGCCCUAUCAUACUUCUCAUUCUUUAGUCUAAGUUACAUCCCUUAAAGGAGACAUUCAUAAACACUUAUGCUGUUUAUUGGAAUAUAAAAUAUUACCCAAGUUUCUUAAUGAGUUGACAUGAACUGUUUUAAAUACUGGUGUACAGGGUACUUCAAAAGGUUUAUGGAAAAAUAGAAGGUAAUAUGAAUCUUUCCAUGAAAUUUUUGAAGACCCCUCAUAUUUCCACAAUUACUCAGUAUCAAAAAAUGUUGAUUAAUGGUGAAGCUUUUGUACAUCUGAUAUUAAGAAAGUUACUUUAAUGUGCCUCAGUUUGUGCAUCUGUAAAAUGUUGUGUUUCUUCCCAGUGUAGUGUUCUUGGAAUAUACUAAUAUCUCAGUGAGGGGAUUCUUCCUGCAGUAGGCUCAGUAAGGACACACUGAUGGAGUGCUACUUUGAAAAUGGCUAUUUUACCUCAUAAGGACACAAAUUUGUUCCAUAUUUUAAGUCUCUCAAUAGGAUAUAUUUCUCCUAAAACAUCCCUUAUUGGCGUAAAUGAUAUUAUUGCUUUUAAGUAGAUAUUUUGUCAUUUUGGCCAAAUGAAAUACACUAAUUAUAAUUAAGUUAAAAAUGAAAGGGAAGUCCAGUUAUGUUAGAGAUGGAACCAUUUUUAUAAUAAAAUCAUCUCACAAUAAAAAAAAUAUUGAUCCUUAAGUUUCAUUUUAUUUUUUUAAAUUCCUGGGUUUGUUAUAGUGUAUGGAUUAUUUAAUAGUUGCCAUCUGAAUUAAUACAUAAAAAGAGCAUACUGUGUUUUCUAACAACAGUUUCUUUGAAUUUAAAAGGCAUGUAGGUAUGACUGUAGGGAAAAUUAUCCCAUGUAAACAUUUCAGUUUUUUAUGAAAAUGUUAAAUAUGGUAAGAAAGCUAUCAUCUCUCAUUUUUAUCUUUGCUGUGAUGUAUUUAUUAUAAAGUAGGGAAUGAAUGAAUGUGGAUUGCUGUCAACUAUAAAUACUUCUGUAUGUCAGCAUUUACUGACCACGUACUGUGUGCACAGCACUACUGGUAAUAUUUUUAAGAUAUUGUUAACAUUAAAGAAUAUUUAAAAAUUUCCUACAAAUCUGAGCCUUGUAAUAAUGUAUAUUUAAGUUAUUUUUGUUUUUACAGAUUUAUUAAAAUAUGAUUAAAAGUAUACUCUUCAGCUACAGUACUAAAAAAGACUUUUAAUUUUACCAGUGUAUAAACAAUAAAAGCUCUUUACCUCCAGAUUUUACACAUACGUUUUUAAAUUAUCUAUGGCUGUUUUAAAUUGUCUGUAGCAAUUUAUAGGGUUGUCGUUAACUCAUUUAGAAAGUUAUCUUUCCAUAUACAGCCAUUUUCAAAUAUCAAGAUAAUGCUUUUUUUGUUAUUACACUGAGUGCAAUUUAGUAAACUGCAUGGCAA